CUGCUGUCCCGUGCUACACAGUUAAGAUAACAAAGCAAGACCCUUUGCACAGUCAUCGACUCCCAGCCAAUGUCGAAACGAAGACAAAGUAAAAGAUUUAGCCUGACUGAGCGAAAACAGGGGCGAAGCAGCAGUGAGUCCUCUCACCGCCCAGCUAGCUGCCCUCCUCCCCCGCCCAGUCACCAGCUCGUCUCCGCUCUCCGUCAGACUCAGUAGUUUAGCAGGCUUGCACUGAAGAGACGAGGGCUGCUCCCUUUCGCCUCUGCUUCAGUCUGCACCACCAUACAUUCCGCACCCAUGGCUGCCACGGACGUUGACGUGUUUUCGAAUGAAGAGAAGCGCAACCUAAAUUUGGGCGGACAUGUUGGAUUUGACAGCCUCCCCGACCAACUGGUCAGCAAAUCGGUCACACAGGGAUUUUGUUUCAACAUUCUCUGUGUAGGGGAGACCGGUAUCGGCAAGUCCACGUUAAUGAACACGCUCUUCAACACCAUGUUUGAGAACGAGGAGGCGAGCCAUUACCAGAACGGCGUGUAUCUGCGGCCGCGAACAUACGACCUGCCAGAAAGCAACGUCAACCUCAAACUGACGAUCGUAGACACCGUCGGCUUCGGCGAUCAGAUCAACAAAGAGGACAGUUACAAGCCCAUCGUCGACUACAUCGACACCGAGUUUGAAAACUUUCUCCAGGAAGAGCUGAAGAUCAAGCGCUCGCUGUUUAACUACCACGACACCCGGAUCCACAUCUGCCUUUAUUUCAUCGCCCCGACAGGACACUCCCUCAAGUCUCUGGACCUCGUCACGAUGAAAAAACUGGACAGCAAGGUCAAUAUUAUUCCCAUCAUUGCCAAAGCGGACACAAUCUCCAAGAGUGAGCUCCAUAAAUUCAAAAUAAAGAUUAUGAGUGAGCUGGUGAGCAACGGUGUCCAGAUAUAUCAGUUCCCAACAGACGACGACGCCGUCAGUGAGAUCAACGCCUCCAUGAACGCCCAUCUGCCCUUCGCUGUGGUCGGGAGCGUGGAAGAGAUCAAAGUGGGCAACAAAACCGUGAGGGCCAGACAGUACCCCUGGGGUAUCGUGCAAGUCGAGAACGAGAGCCACUGCGACUUUGUGAAACUCCGAGAGAUGCUGAUCAGGGUGAACAUGGAGGAUCUGAGGGAGCAGACCCACGCUCGCCACUACGAGCUGUACCGGCGCUGUAAGCUGGAGGAGAUGGGCUUCAAAGACACAGACCCCGACAGCCAGCCGUUCAGUCUUCAAGAGACGUACGAGGCCAAGAGGAAAGAGUUCCUGGGGGAUCUGCAGCACAAAGAGGAAGAAAUGCGACAAAUGUUCGUCAACAAAGUAAAAGAGACGGAAGCAGAGCUAAAAGACAAGGAGCGAGAGCUGCAUGACAAGUUCGAGCAGCUGAAGCGGAUGCACCAGGAGGAGAAGAGGAAGGUGGAGGAGAAGCGGAGAGACCUGGAGGAGGAGAUGAACGCCUUCAACAGGAAGAAGGUGGCGGCCGAGACACUCGCCUUAUCUCAGCCCCUCAAGAAGGACAAGGACAAGAAAAACAGGUGGGUGAAGACGGAGAACCAGUCGGGCGUGAGCGCCUCCAGCUCCAAAGUGAUGAUGGCCAAGGCCAACGUGGAACCCUUGAACUGCCAAAGCUGGUGGCAGGCCAUACAGUGCUGCACCUGCCUGGUCCACAACGCCGCCUGGAAGCCCGCGGGCCUCUUCUGAUGCUCCGGCCCGGCGGGAAGCGCGCCGGGUUCUGCCGCCGAGUCCCAGCCGACGCCGGAGCCGAGCCUGAUGGACGGAAUGAGGCCGGGGUGGCUGGAGACGAGCAGGCCGUGGAACUAGACGGGAGACGGGAGGGGAAGAGGAACGAGACCAAAACAUUAGCGUAAUGAUGUCAUUGUUGUCUCAUUGUCCAUCCAGCCAUCGCUCACCCUUUAUCUCUACUACUUCAUAUCACAUAUACCAGUGCAUUUAACGUCAAACCUUGCAUAUCUGACAAAAACAGGUCAACGCCAUCUUUCAUUUCUUUGACUCAACCUUCAUUCUCUUCCACCCGGGUCACUGUCCCUUUGCAGGCUGGGACUCUCUACUCGUCUCCAGUGUUCAGAUCUGCACUAAGCUACGGUUAGCAAACCCUGCAGCUCUGUGCAGGAGGACACUUUGAGCAGAUAGAGAAUCUCACCAUCAGGUUCUUACUAACGAAGACCCACCCGUUUGCCUAAAGGAAUCAUGGUAAUCUUGUUGGUAUCGUACGUGCAGUGCUUUUCUGUGUUCCCGUGUGUAGGCAGGAACUGUGACUCACAACCUGAUAGGGGGCGCCAUGUUAGAAGGACGCUCUUGAGUUUUAGUCCAUUUCUUCAUACUCUCAGAAGAUAAACAGAGAAAUAUCAACUUCUAAUGUUUCUUUGUUACACAGAUGUCUUUGUGUUUCCUUCAUUCAUGUUGUGUUGAGCUGACUUGCUUUAGUUUGUCUCUUACUCUGUAGCAAAAGUAAGCCAUGGGGGUUUUAAAGAAAGGGGAAUUCACUGGAGGCAGGUUCAGCUAUGUGGUGCUAAAGUCUAACAGUAAUCCCUCGAAGUCUUAAAACUAAACUUAAACUCCCAAGUUUUCCUUCUUCACUCCAUCAUUGGAAACGGUGGGAAUUCAGGGUGAUGUAGCAAACAACAGAAAUUGUGUUUAGAUUUGACAGUCCUGAGCGAUUUGAGUGUCACAUCGCUGAUUCUGCCUUUACUGAAGCAUGUUGAGAGGCAAAGACAAAGCAUCGCUGUAAAUCCUCUUAUUUAUUCAUAUCAAAGUGUCAUGGUGGAGAGUCUGACUAAUUAAUAAUAGAUUUUAUUGACUGCUGUUUUAUAGACAAUUGAGAACAACACUUUAUUUAGCAAAGGGAAUGCAGAGUCAUUUCUUCAGGGCAGGGGGAAUGUAAUUGUGAGGUACAGAAUUGUUCAAAAGUAUUUAUUGGAAAAAUAUUUAUUUGAAUAGUAGAAAGAGUCUUUAUUUUAUUAUGGUUUUUAGCAAUAUAUUAUGUCUUUGUUUUAAAAGUCUUGGAUUUUUUUUUGUAAUACCUAAAGUGAAGUGCUAGGACAAUAAUAACUCCACACGCUGUAAACCUAUAAUUAGUCAGAUCCACGAGCCGUCAUCGUACGGGAAAGUGACUUUUUUUGUUUUGCGAAAGACACUGAAUCAGUCCAAAAUGUGCCAAAACCGCUUUUUGGUGACAGUUUAUGGUUUGUGGCUUCAAGAAAAACAUAUCGGUCCUCUCUGAAUUAAAAUUUUUACAAAUCUAACACGGCUGUUUAUUCGUCCGUUGGCCCGGGACAAAGUUAGUGGCCCACAGAAUGCACAAUGAGAGCGGAGGUGUUUUUCUUGAGCAAGCAAAUCAAUAUCGUCUAAAAAUCACACUAAAAAGAUGCAUCAGGAAUUACGGUGUCCCUAAAACCGAGGAAGUCGUCUCAAUAUAAAUCCUUUGAAUAGUGUGAAUCAAUACAGUGUGUGUGUGUGAAACGGUUUCUGUCAAGCAUAUCACGGGCUGAAUUCAUAAAGCAUCCAACGGCUGGCCUCCUCACUCACGGCUAGAUGAAGUUUGUUACGCUAACUCAGUUACCGAAGUUUUGUUUGACAUGUUAAAUUCAACGCAUUAAACAGAUUUUGCCAUAAUAGUGAUAUAUGACGAUGUUGAAUAUCACCUAGUAGUAGUGAACCGGUUCCUUGGCCGUACAGUUGGUGAUCUUUACAUCCUGACACGUUGGAUGACGUAAAGUGAAACGCCUUAUGAAUACAGCCCCGGCCCAACAGCAUGCAGGGACCUAAAUGAUGUUGUGUGUGUGUGUUUGUUGACAGUUCAGUCGGCGGUUACUGCCUCAGUCAGUGAUUUGUGAGCGUUUAAUAAUUAAACUACUGUGAACAGAUCCAAGCUGUUAAACAAUAUUGUGCCAUAAACUCAGUGACACAGCAUGGGAUCUUUAGCGACGACGUGAGAAACAGUCAACAAUUCACAGCAUGUUAUAGAUCCGCUAACGACCCAAAUCGUCUGUGUUUCUGUUCAGUCUUGUGAGGUUUGAAAAAAAAGAAAAGGAUCUUGUAUCUCCACACAGCCCCUCUGGUUGAGCAGGGUUUGGGUCUCCCCCGUAGUGGCUGCAGGAACGAGUCAGUCAGAAGUGCCUUGGCCUGAUAUGCAACACGCCUGUUAUUUUGCUAGCAGCUUGCAGUCAUAAGUAGAAUAUAUAUACGACUCUAUUCAGAUCUCGUGCUGAAAUGUGUCUCUGUUGCUUACCCCCCCCCAUAUUAUUAUGUUGAACAAUAUUUUAUUCUGAUGUAUUGGAAAACCAAAUCAAACAUCCUCUAUGUGUAUGUUUUUAUUAUUUGCAUUAGAAUGAAUUAGUGAUGAUUGAAAAAAAAGGGAAGGACACACUCCAACCAGGACUGAAUGGAGUUUAUAAUAAUAAUAAUGAUAAUGAUAAUAAUAAUAAUAAUAAUAAUAAUAAUGGGCACAAUGAGUCAAAUCGAAAAAAAAUGGACCAAUUCUUUACUGAGAGGGCAGCAGGUUGUGAGGAUUUGUAACACACAAUCUUGAAGCGAGCAUGAUGGUGUCAUGUGUGCUUUUGUAUACUGCUGUGUUUUUGGGGACCUGAAUUGACAAAAGCAUCUUUAAAGUCCAGCCAGCUCACUACGAGACGCUCUUGGCGGCUCAGGUCCAGCUAAACACAGUGACGUUUUGCCUGUCUUAUCUGCUAACUUACUAUGUGAAUGAAGUCGACUGGCGUUGCGAUGUACAAGUCCCAGUUCAGCUUGUCUAGAAUGAUCCUCUCCAUGCGAAGAAUCUCCGCUGUUGAAAAGUUGCAUCCGCUCUGCACAACCAGGUCCUGAACAGAACCUAUUACCUGUUUUAAACAGACACCAACAAAGGGAACAAAUAAACGUAUCGUUUUGAAACAGCAUUGAUGUGGGUGCUUUCUUAUUCAUUUGUUUGUUUUACAGCUUUUAUUGUUGUUAUCAGAUGUUUUUUUGUGUAUCCUUAAGGAAUAUCCUACCUCAUCUUCCUCGUUGAUUUUGGCAGCCAGGACCAAUGAGGUAAAAGCUAUGCAUUUCAGGUAUUUUGGUCGGGCCUAUGAAAAGAAAGAGACAUCAUUUGAUUCUUAAGAACCAGAAACAGCGAAGAAAGGAAAGCUGCAUGUUGUAUAUUGCUGUAAAAAGGUCAGAUUUUCGAGUGCAGUGUUCUGAGUCAAACCAAAUUGAAUUACACUAUAUAGAGUCCAAUUUGCAAGUAAAGAUAUGAUUAUUCAUGAUUCACUGCACAGCUCUUUUCGGGAGGUCAAUUUGAUGUAAAACAGAUACAAAGCGUUCCUUUCAUUGAACACAGACUUGAACCAUUGGCUUCGGGGUAAAUAUACGAAAGACGAAAUAAAGAAUUCAUUAUGUAGGUUCUGGACGAGUACAUUUUGGAUCCUGGACAAAUGUGGCUGCGGAUAAAAAGGUUGGAAGUGAUGUGUUGUACCUUGACAGUGGACAGCAGUCGGUUGAGGACACAGACGCCCAGUGCAAAGGUCUCUGGACAGAACUGGAACAGCCUGUUCAUCUCUCCGAGCCAGACGAUCAUUUCUUGGUGUUGGGAUGAAGAGAUGUCCGCACCCUGGGCGGUCACAGGAGACAACCACUGGUUAAUAAAAUAAAUACUAGAAGUCCGAUGCUUUUUACAUGCAAAUCCUUAUCUGUGUUUUGGAUUCAUAACAUUGAAAUACUACACUUGGCUCCUUUUUAAAAAAAAAAAAAACAAGCUGGGAAUCCACAGCCCACUUGUCUCACCUGGAUGCAUCCGUUCUUGAAGACGGGUACCUUCCAGAGGCGAGACUCCCGGACCAGAGCGGCCUCCAGCAGGCCGACCAACCGACGGCUCUCCAGAGCUCCUGGGUUCUUCAUCGCCACCACAGCACAGGCCAGGCUGCACCCAGGGCGCACACACCUGAGGAAGAGGAGGCAACAUAAGGAGAUCUUACACUGGAGACACAAUUUACCUUAAUCAGCU
Messenger RNA from Anarrhichthys ocellatus (wolf-eel), 6022 nucleotides. RefSeq names its product septin 8a (gene septin8a). NCBI's taxonomy places the organism in Eukaryota, Metazoa, Chordata, Actinopteri, Perciformes, Anarhichadidae. The record is from RefSeq and is a predicted model, not a curated record. Gene Ontology annotation, molecular function: GTP binding. Bases 298 to 1725 code for a protein of 475 amino acids. The transcript is spliced from 10 exons.